ACAAGGAUAAGUUUCAUGAUGCAUUCUCUGGCGGCACGAAAAUGUCUCAGAUAGUCUCUCUGCGAGUGAACUUGGAUUGCUCGGCUUGCAGGAGGAGGAUGCACAAGCUGCUCUCCACAAUGCGAGGAGUGGAAAUGGUCGAGAUUGAUGUGCCCGAGCACAGGGUGAUUGUCCGCGGGGAGAUCACAGAGAACGAGGUGUUGAGGGCAGCGAGGAAACUUAAGAACAACGUUACCACUUGGGAGCCGCCGGUGGAACAGGAAGAGAAACUAAAGAGACCCCCCCUUGUUGACCGGCAUUUGACUGGACCAAGUCAAGUGCUAAGAUUUACUAGAUGUUAAACGUGUUCUUGUUCGUUCCUGUCAA
Molecule: messenger RNA, 366 nt
Organism: Selaginella moellendorffii
Lineage: Eukaryota; Viridiplantae; Streptophyta; Lycopodiopsida; Selaginellales; Selaginellaceae
Product: heavy metal-associated isoprenylated plant protein 20
Exons: 3
Coding region: 42-341 (99 amino acids)
Molecular function (GO): metal ion binding
Source: RefSeq, a predicted model, not a curated record